Messenger RNA from Culicoides brevitarsis, 1321 nucleotides. Its product is annotated as mitochondrial coenzyme A diphosphatase NUDT8. The transcript has 3 exons. The record is from RefSeq and is a predicted model, not a curated record. The coding region runs from base 431 to 1153 and encodes 240 amino acids. Gene Ontology annotation, molecular function: coenzyme A diphosphatase activity. Lineage: Eukaryota; Metazoa; Arthropoda; Insecta; Diptera; Ceratopogonidae.
UUCAAAGUUAUCACUUUUAACAUCACUAGACUCUAAGGCAAAUUCCUAAGUUUUGCUUUAAUAAAAAAAAAAAAAUAUUAAAAUCUUUACCUCAAAAGGGUCCAAUUAAAUUCUAAAGAUACUAAAGCAAAUCAGGAAAAAACGCUGUCACGGAAGUAAUGUAGCACAUCCACUUGCAAGUUCAAAAAAACCUUAAAAGGCACCUUUUUGGCAUACGAAUGAGCCGCUUAGCACCCAAAGUCAACUAUAAGAACCUCAUUACAUAAAAAGCGGUGACAAAAGUCCUGAAAGUCCCGAGUUUUGGAAUCUUCCGUUAAUUGUUGUCGUCAUCGGUGCAUUCUGUGUAAGAUGCACUUGUAAUAACACAUUUAUCACACGUCAGUACGGGUCAAUGUCAAUAUAAAUAAAUUAGCUAAUCGUCUACAAUCUAAUGAAAAUGUACACAACAAAGUACCUUCACGUAUCAAGGGAUCAAAUAAUCAGAGUUUUCGCACGAAAUAUAAUGACGCUCAAGGAAAUCUCCACGACGAGCCUUGUAAGUAACUUCAAAAAGUCUCCAGAAAUACGACUCAACGAUAAACCAGUUGUCAAAAGUGCCGGCGUGCUAAUUGGAUUAUGCGAAAAUAACGGAAAUUUAGGAUUACUCUACACACUGAGGUCCUGUCUGAUGAAAAAUCACACGAGACAAGUGAGUUUUCCAGGUGGCAUUUUCGAACCUGGUACUGAUAAAAGUUACGAGGAGUGCGCUUUGCGAGAGACAGAAGAGGAAACUGGUAUCCCAAAAAGUACUGUCGAAAUACUUGGGACCGGAAAUUUACUAAUACCUUACAGAGGCAAAGGAGCUGAUCAAAUUCAGAUUAUGCCAGUUGUAGGAAUUAUUCACAAUUUUGAUAAUAUCCAGUUGAAACCAAAUACGAAUGAGGUGGAAAAGGUGUUUACAGUUAGCAUCGAGCGACUAAUUGACGAAAGAUAUCGACGAUACACGCAAUACAGAAGUGGACGAGGAUAUUCAACACCUGUUUACACGGCGGGCGAAGAAAGAAUUUGGGGUUUGAGUGCAAUUUUAACACAUCUCUUUCUAACAGCGCUACUUCCAAAGGAAAAAUAUUCGAGGAAAAUCCCAUACGUGCAACCAUAUCAGAUGCAAUCAUAAGUUGUAUCCAAUUGUUUUUAUUAUAUAAAAUAAGGCAUAAAUUAAUGUAGCAAAAUGUUUUAGAAAUAUUUUUGUUAUUAUUAGAUAAAGUGAAAAAAUAACUUAUUACUAUAUUGUAUACAAAUUGACAAAAAGAUGCAAUUGAAACGGGAUAAAAUGUGUUUUUAU